Molecule: messenger RNA, 684 nt
Organism: Adineta ricciae
Lineage: Eukaryota; Metazoa; Rotifera; Eurotatoria; Adinetida; Adinetidae
Source: the annotation of a GenBank genome assembly
AUGACAUCUUAUAAUCAAUCGGAAGUUGACCGACUCAAAGCUGACAUUCACCAUGAAGAACAAAUCAAAUCAUCUCUCGAACAAUCCUGUCAAGAAUUACAAAGUACAGCUGUAGAAUUGGAAAAACGCUUGAAAAUGAUCGAUGAAGAAAUGAAUACUCAUGCAGAUGUACGCGGUUUUGCAGAAGGUAACGAAUGGAAGACCCGAUUUGAAAAUCAAGAGGAAAUCAAUCGACAUUUGACAAGACAAAUCGUUUUACUCGACAAGAGCAUCGAUCAAGCCAAAGAAGAACUCAAAGCGGCGAAGACACGUGCAUUAAAAGUUGAUCCGAGUGAAGUCAGUCAAGAUGUACUCAAAAGUGUAGAAAAUGAAAAGAAGAGUUUGUUGAGUCAAUUGCGCGAUUAUGAAUGGCGAUUAGAACAAGAAAAUAAGGCUUACCAUCGAGCAACUGACGAACGGAAAAUUUUAACAAACGAAAUAACGGAUGUUCGAAAUGCGAUAUCAUCGAUUAAAGAACGAACACAUGCAGCGGAUCAUCUGAAAAGCGAUCGUGGUGGACAAAUGUCAUUUCGCGAACCGAACAUAACUACUCCGAUCGAGCGGCGUGCUCCUGAAAUGAGAAAAGUUCCAACAACGAAUCGAAAUCCAGUAUCACGUUCUCUUCCUAAAUUGGAUAAACAAUAA